Solanum lycopersicum (tomato) is the source of this 1149-nucleotide messenger RNA. RefSeq lists its product as uncharacterized. Gene Ontology annotation, cellular component: mitochondrial membrane. The record is from RefSeq and is a predicted model, not a curated record. NCBI's taxonomy places the organism in Eukaryota, Viridiplantae, Streptophyta, Magnoliopsida, Solanales, Solanaceae.
UUCUUCCCGAAAAAAAAUGUGAAAAAACCCAGAUGAUAAAACUUAACCCUAGCCUCAAAAUUCCACAAAAUUUCGCGAUAAAUCAAACAGAUCUCUCUCUCUCUCUCUUUUCUGCAACUUCCGUCUUACCGUUGAUUAUUCGUUUCUCCAUGUUUGUGUAGCAUCAGUCUACUGCGAAGCGAAUCCCUCCAUAACAUAACUAAUUGUGAAGCAAGUGACCUACUGACUCCAUGACAACUACCCAGACUACAACGAGUCAGCCUAAUAAAGCUAAUGAACGAGCAGCCUCCUCUACUGCCAGCGUUCAAAACUCAGCUUCCUCAUUCAAAAGAUUGGGCAGGAAAUCACCAUUUAUGAGAUAUGGACUUCCUAUGAUCUCACUAACAGUGCUUGGAUCUAUUGGUCUUAGCCAACUUCUGCAAGGCAGCAAGGAUAUAGCUAAAGUAAAGGAUGAUCAAGAGUGGGAAAUCAUAGAAACAAGAAAAGCUCUCUCCCGGUAUGGACCUGUCAAUGCAUAUAACCCCAAAAAAAUAAACUUGGAGGAAGAACUAAAGGCAUUGCAAGAGAAGGUUGAUAUUAAUGAUUAUGAAUAUAAGAAAAUCCCCAAGCCCAAGGAAAGCGAAUAAAAUAAUGUUACUGGGACUCUCUUGUGCAAUAAUUUUGCAGCUCGUUGGCUUCUCUUUUGGAGAGUCAUUUGUCUGAUUUAUCUGCCAGGCAGCUCUUCCAUCCACGAUUUACGUGCUGCAUUCCAUGUUUGAAAUAACGUGGGACUAUCGUAUCAUUUAAGUCCUAUGUUUAACAGUUGAUUUGCCUAGAUAUCCUUCUAUGGUUGUUUGCCCUCCGGGAAGAAUAGAAGUUGUAACACCAAAACUUGCAGUUGUUAUGGCUACAACUUCCUUAGACCUCACUAAUUAACUUCUACAUAAGAGAUUAUUUCUGGUUAGCUCUUGUGACUUGUUCUCCCUUGAAGUUUGUCAACUAUACUACUAAUUCCCCCUUCUAGUUAAGAUUAGCAUGUAAUACUUGUCAAAAAAGGGUCCAUUUUCUAUUUUAAUUUUCUUUUUUAUUAAGUCUUUAUCAGUACGUGUAACUAAAGCAGGUUAUUUUUUCUAAUAUGAUGCAGUAAAAUAUUCGAUUCAUUUCUCAUUA